AUCAUCAUGAUUAUCGGCGUCAUGAGCGUCAUCCCAAUCCAGUGAGAGGCUCACGUUCUCCUCCAUCCUCCACAGCAUCCCUGGAUGGUGUGAGUAAGUGUGUGUGGAGGAAAUCGCAAAUGGCAAUCGUGGACUACUGAGGACGGUAAGACUCGAGCAAAACCCUUCACCAUCCCCAUGGAUUUUGACUAGCCACGCUAAGCAACGGGAAUAGACGGAUGGAGCUUCCAAUGACAUUCCUCACGGCGAUUCCAGGUCUAUUCAUUUUGGUUAUCCUUCAUUGGGCACCCUUGACCGAUCAAUCCCAAGUCAACGAUGUAUCAGAUUCUUGCUUCGAGGAGGACAUUUUUGCAUUCCAGCCGCUCAAACCCCAAACGUCUUCAUGGUUAUAUAAAAAAUUUAGCAGCACCGAAAAUGAGGCCUUGAGCUCCCAAUGGAGUGGAGAGUGUACCUCAGGGUUUCAGCAAUCUCCCAUCGACAUCCCAAGACAAGGAAAUGUUUGGCAGGAGAUGGAUGGUUUAUCAUUUGACAACUACGCGUCUUCGCCGGUCGUGAUGCGGCUGACCAACACGGGCCACGGGCUCCGCUUGGAUUUAGGGCAAUGUGAUUGCGAUAGCCGCAUUCCCACCAUUUCUGGCGCCCAUCUCAACGGGACAUUCCGCUUCUAUCAAGCCCACUUCCAUUGGGGAAGUUCGCGCAAUCAUGGCUCCGAACAUUUGAAAUCAGGAACUAGUUUUCCCAUGGAGGUCCAGCUGUUGCAUUAUAAUGCCAAGUAUGAGUCCAUGAAGGCAGCCUUGGAAUAUCCGGAUGGACUGGCCGGACUGGCCAUCUUUUUCCAGAUGUCAUCGGAUAUCAAUUACAAAUUGGAGGAUUUGGUGGAUCAACUGCCAAACGUGAGCCAUGUGGGCUCAAGUGUAAUCCUGGAUGAACCAUUGCCCUUGUUUUAUCUCCUACCCAAAUAUCACAGAGAAUUUUUUAGAUAUUCAGGAUCUUUAACCAGUCCACCUUGCACCGAAAAUGUUCAAUGGACCAUUCUCCGAGAUCCCGUUCCCAUUACCUUAAAGCAAAUGAGCGGCUUUGACGCGAUUUUUCGAGAUUCGGAAAAUCGGACCAAACUUAGCGACAACUUUCGGCCUAUUCAAGAUGUGAACAACCGGACCAUCUAUCAACGACUGGUUGUUUACAACCGGGGCUCAUUGUUUCAAGUCCCAUUGGAAGGAUUGCUGAUCACUAUCUUGGUCAUAAUCCCGAAUAUUUUUGUCGUCAAAUAAAUGCCCUCGACCCA
This is a messenger RNA of Tigriopus californicus, 1285 nucleotides long. Its product is annotated as carbonic anhydrase-like. NCBI's taxonomy places the organism in Eukaryota, Metazoa, Arthropoda, Copepoda, Harpacticoida, Harpacticidae. Gene Ontology annotation, cellular component: cytoplasm. The transcript has 8 exons. Gene Ontology annotation, molecular function: zinc ion binding; carbonate dehydratase activity. The coding region runs from base 219 to 1271 and encodes 350 amino acids. The record is from RefSeq and is a predicted model, not a curated record.